AUGGCUGCCGACCCUCCGUCCACCUCGCAAGACCUUACGCUCACCCGAGCCCAAGCAAGUGACAUACCCUCAAUCCAAUCCAUGGUCAACGCAGCAUACGAGAAAUACAUACCCCGAAUCGGCAAACCUCCAGCGCCAAUGACAGCAGACUACACAUCUCUACUCAUAACCCACGACAUCUUCAUUCUACGCACAGCUCAAUCCCCCGUCGGCGCGCUCGUUCUCCAGCACGAACCUGACUCUGACGCAAUAAAAAUCGAGAACCUAGUAGUUGACCCAAGCGCACAAGGUCGCGGUUAUGGAAAGGUAUUGAUGCGCUAUGCUGGAGAGUUUACGCGGUCGCGAGGUUGCAGUGCGUUGGAGCUGUACACGAAUGUCAAGAUGUUUGAGAAUCUGGGGCUGUAUCUUAAGAUGGGGUUUGUAGAGACUGGGCGCAGAGCAGAAGACGGCUUUGAACGCGUUUAUUUCCGAAAGGAAUUGCAAUGA
Fusarium tjaetaba is the source of this 486-nucleotide messenger RNA. RefSeq names its product acetyltransferase. The transcript has a single exon. Gene Ontology annotation, molecular function: acyltransferase activity, transferring groups other than amino-acyl groups. Bases 1 to 486 code for a protein of 161 amino acids. The record is from RefSeq and is a predicted model, not a curated record. Lineage: Eukaryota; Fungi; Ascomycota; Sordariomycetes; Hypocreales; Nectriaceae.